This is a messenger RNA of Nakaseomyces glabratus, 498 nucleotides long. RefSeq names its product Rec102p (gene REC102). The record is from RefSeq and is a predicted model, not a curated record. Lineage: Eukaryota; Fungi; Ascomycota; Saccharomycetes; Saccharomycetales; Saccharomycetaceae.
AUGUAUUACAACGUCGUUGCAAGCCGAACUUCUGAUAAUUGUGGGGUAGAGUGGGCUCUAAAAUGCCAAAUAUGGACUCCAAAUAGGGCCGGAACAUUAACAGAGACAUCAAGAGAACAUUCUAUAGGUGCUAAUAUUUUUCCAUCUGUGAGGUGCUUAGAAGAAUUAAACAUUUCAGUUCAACUGCACACCAAUAUUAGAAAAUUGAGUGACAUAAAAUCACACUUCUGCUCACAUUUUAACGAGUAUUUCAUAUCAAUAUUGGUGUCUCAACUAGAGUUCAGGUUUCCAUUGGUGUUUUCCUAUCCUGCAAGAACAAGAUUGAGGGUACAAGAACCAAACAUCGCUCCAAUAUCGUAUGCUCUCUCUAAUUCUUCAGCACUAAUGCUAGACUUAGUAUCAAUCAUGGAAAAACAGCCAACUAAUACUACAAUAUAUCAACUAAUAACAUAUAGAAAGGAUAACGAAGUCUACAAACUGUAUCCCUUAGAUAUUUGA